AUGACCAGGGUCCCGUUCGGAGCAUCGUCCAGCCCCUUCCUACUCGCGGCAACUCUGCACCAUCACUUCGACGCGGUCGCUUCGCGAUACCCAGCCACCGCAGCCCGCCUCCGCACCAGCUUCUAUGUUGACGACCUAGUAAUUGGCUGCGACGACGUGCAAGAUGCCGAGACGAUAUAUGCCGAGACCAGAGCUGUCCUGCGGGACGCAGGGAUGGAAAUCCGAAAAUGGGCAGCGAACUCCACCGCACUUCAACAGAAAUUUCUCGCAGACGAAACUGCCUACGAUAACGUCGGUUGUACAAACCCAGUGCUUCGUAUCUUAGGUGUACCAUGGGACAGACAGGCGGACGUCAUCCUAGCACCAGUCACCGCGGUUCACGAAUUCGCACAGAAACAUGAGCCCACGAAGCGCACGGUGCUCAGGACCUUUUCUAGACUGUACGAUCCUGUGGGUUUGCUCCUUCCCUUUACGGUCACCGCGAGGCUCUUGUUUCAGGCAAUGUGGAAGGAAGCAGUUCCUUGGGACCAACCCAUGCACCCCCCGACACACCAAGCUUGGCGCGAAUGGGUACGCGGCCUUCCCGCGCUCUCCACAAUGCAAGCACCGAGAUCUCCCUUCAAUCCGGCCGGCACCGUCCCAGACCUUCACAUCUUUGCAGACGCAAGCCCGCGGGCCUACGGAGCGGUUGCAUACGUACGCACCCACAAGGCUCCCGGGGGUGUCAGCUCCCACCUGCUCAUCGCCAAAGGUCGCAUUGCACCACUGAAGACGGUCACUCUUCCGCGUUUAGAGCUCCUUGGCUGCCUCCUCGCCGCUAGACUGUUCAAGAGCAUCUGCGACGUCAUACCUGCCCUGCAGUCACGGGUCACGUUGUGGACGGACUCUCAGAUUGCACUGCACUGGAUAAAGAAUGGGAAGAUGACUCAGUCGCAGAAUCCUCAGUUUGUCGAGGGGCGCUUACGAGAGAUUCGCCAGCUCACGGACCCGGCUAGAUGGUGUCACUGCGACGGGAAAAGCAACCCCGCUGACUUGCUCACGAGGGGAAUCGCCGCGACUGAGCUGCUCCACAGCAAGCUGUGGUGGACCGGUCCACCCUGGUUAUUUGGCAACGUGGAUGGUCUCGUCGCGGCCCAAAACACAUCUCCGCAUUUCCGGAUCGAGGAGACCUGUUGCGCCAUCGCUGUUCAGCAUCGGGACCCCCUUCUUCAACUCGAAGAUCACAGCUCCCUUAACCGCGUGCUCCGUGUGACAGCGUACGUGCUCAGGUACAUCAACAACACCCGGAGACCCCAGUCGAAACACAGUGGCUCACUCUCAGCGGAGGAGCUACACUCAGCAGAGCUGCUCUGGGUCCGUUGGACUCAGUUGGAAUCUUUCCCCACUGAAAUCGAGGACCUACAGACGAGACGCCCCAUCUCUUCUUCAUCGGCCGUUUUGCUAUUGAACCCGUAUAUCGACGAGAAUUCAUUACUCCGCGUCGGUGGUCGUCUGAGGUACGCAGACGAAAGCGACAGCGUACGGCAUCCCAUCCUUCUGCCGUCCAGACACCGAUUCACAGAGCUGCUCGUGCUCGACAUGCACUGUCGUCUACACCACACAGGAGUUCAAGACACACUCUGUGAAAUUCGCCAGAAGUAUUGGAUUGUAAGGGGUCGACAGACGGUUCGUCGCGCUCUUCAUACGUGUCUACAAUGCAAACGACGACGACUGGAUCCGGAAACAGCACCUGUCGCUCCUCUCCCGCGGGAAAGGAUCACACCCACGAGUCCCUUCGACGUAGUAGGGGUGGAUUUUGCUGGACCGCUCUAUGCAUUUGACAAUAACAAACAGCGGAAGGCGUACAUCGUCCUUUUCUCAUGUGGCGUUACCCGCGCGAUCCACCUCGAAUUGGCGACCGGGAUGUCCACUCAACACUUCCUCGGCGCAUUUAUGCGUUUUGCGUCCCGACGCGGGGUCCCGUCACUGAUCAUGUCAGACAACGCUCGCACCUUCCAUCAGACGUCACGGAUUCUCUCCACUGCGUCCUCAGAAGUGCAAGAUUUUGCCGCCAGGAAUCGCAUCAAAUGGAGGUUUAUUGUCGAGAGAGCACCCUGGUGGGGCGGAUGGUGGGAGAGGAUGGUCAGAUGCGUGAAAGACUCCCUCAGGCGUUGCUUAGGAAGGCGCCAUUUGACGUAUGAAGAUCUUACAACGGCCUUAUGCGAAGUAGAAUGCAUAGUGAAUUGCCGGCCGCUGACGUAUGUGGAUUCCGAUCCCGCCGCCCUGCACCCUUUGACUCCUGCAGACUUCCUCGUAGGGAAGCGCUUGACUGCCACCCCAACACCGGGCGAAGUUGCACAGCCGUUGGACGCUGGGAGACUCAAGCACUACCUGAAAGCACAGGAUAGUCUUCGCCAGCAGUUCUGGAGCAGGUGGCGCAAGGAAUACCUCUUCCAGCUGAGAUCCGCGCAUAUGGCGAGACGGGACCCGGAGAGUCAACUGAGGGUCGGAGACGUGGUCAUCAUCCACGAAAGAGGACCGCCGCUACUCUGGAAGCUCGGCCGCGUAACUCAGACCAUUCCCGGACGCGACGGUGUCGUUCGUGCCUGUGCGGUCAUGCUGGCCAACAAGACCAUUCUUCACCGUCCCGUGCAGUUGCUGCACCGCUUGGAAGGGGAUAUCGCACCACCCGUGGCCCGGGAGGAUGUGGAAGAAAGAGGAGGAGGAGAGGGCUCUUAG
Molecule: messenger RNA, 2718 nt
Organism: Ornithodoros turicata
Lineage: Eukaryota; Metazoa; Arthropoda; Arachnida; Ixodida; Argasidae
Exons: 1
Coding region: 1-2718 (905 amino acids)
Biological process (GO): DNA integration
Molecular function (GO): nucleic acid binding
Source: RefSeq, a predicted model, not a curated record